Messenger RNA from Aedes aegypti (yellow fever mosquito), 8686 nucleotides. RefSeq names its product WD repeat-containing protein 47. Gene Ontology annotation, molecular function: protein binding. The transcript has 11 exons. The coding region runs from base 1183 to 4029 and encodes 948 amino acids. The record is from RefSeq and is a predicted model, not a curated record. NCBI's taxonomy places the organism in Eukaryota, Metazoa, Arthropoda, Insecta, Diptera, Culicidae.
UCGUCUCUUGUGUUCUCCUGCAGUUCGGUUCGGUUUUUCAUCAGUCAGUCCAGUUUAGGAUUUUGUGCCGUUUCGAAGACGCGGGUCAUCUCUGCUCCGUUCGGUAUAACUAUAGUGUCCGGUCCGGUAUACGUUUUGCUUGUGUAAAUCGCUGUGCCGUUUGUGAGACUUGUGAGCUGCAUCAUCAUCACGGAAGGAAGGAUUGGGACGGUGCAGUGAAGCGAAUUUAGUUUUGCCAUUUCUAGUUCAAGAUUCGACGGUCGGAACAUCGACGGUGUGUGGGAUAAAAAACACGGGAGAGGGUGAAAACUCGGAAAAAUUGUCUGGCUGUCAUUAUUCGGAGGAAAUUUUUCCUGCUCAGUGUCUGUCUCAAGGGGAUUCCAUGUGUUGUGAUCCGAGAAGAGGAUAGUUUUGAAGCCACUGUGUGAAUAAGGCCUAAAGGUGUCCAGAAGGAAUAGUUAUUUGUGAAAUUAUCAAGCUUCAAUUACUUGUCCUGUUCUUGUUGUUUAAAGUCAAGAUUCCGUGAAGAAACAGUCGUAGGUGGUCGCUUUGGAAAGAAAAUUGUGAUUCAUAGAAGCUUGGAUAUUACGCAGGAAAUUUGUUUCUGACCUAAGAAGCUGAAGAAAAAAUUGUCUAUCGGAUAGAAACCCAUCUGAUGUCAUUGUUAAAAUAAGAACCACGAAACAGAAUCAGCUUUACUCCACCGAAUUCGAAGCAGAUAGUGAGUAACAACUGUUAUUGGAAGCGUAAUACACUGAAUUCAAGAUCCAUCUGAAGUUCGUCAUCAAUUAACGCCGCAGUUUUCUCCGUCCCAUUGAUUUUUGCGGUACUUUUUGACCCGUUCUAACGCAACCAAAGUGAGGCUUCAUACAUAUAGUGCAUUGAGAAAGCAUUCAGAGGAAAUCAAAGCAAGAAAAAAACCAUCAUCAUCAUUCGGAUAGUCGGCGGGGAAAGCAAAUUACUGGAGGAAGCAUAUUCUAUUCGGUCUUUCUGUUUCUGGUUUGCGAUUCGCAACAAAUAGAAAGGCGAAGGAGGAAGAGGAGGAACACGGAGUGCAACCCAGACAAUCAGCGAUCUUCCCCGCGAGUCUUGCAGCCAGGGAGCAGCCAACCCUAGAAAGAGAUCGCGCGGAUCUUUGGCAAACUGGCCGCGGGCCGCCAGCACGGUUAUUAAUGUGAGAAAAUGUCACCGGCAAGAUUGUCGCUUCGGGAGGAGGACAUUGUACGGUUGGCUUUGGAGUUUCUGAACAACCGCGAGUUGCACAUUUCUCAACUGUCGCUGGAGCGCGAAACGGGUGUCAUCAAUGGCCAGUACUCGGACGAUGUGCUCUUUCUGCGGCAGCUCAUACUCGACGGUCAGUGGGAUGAUGUGGUGGAGUUCAUUCAGCCAUUGGAAGCGCUGCAGAACUUUGAUAUGAAGCAGUUCAAGUACACCAUCCUUCGGCACAAGUACAUCGAACUGUUGUGUAUAAAGUCGGAAGCUGGUGGACUUGGAGGGCCACCUCUGAUCAAUAACGUGGAAGGAGCAGUCGAGGAGGUGGUCCAAGUGCUCGGUGAGCUGGAAAAACUCUGCCCCACCAAAGAAGAAUACUCAGCACUGUGUUUGCUGUUGACCCUACCGAAACUCGGUGACCACAUGCAGUAUCGGGACUGGAACCCGAGCAAGGCGCGAGUGCAAUGUUUUCGGGAGAUAUUCCCACUAGUGGAGAAGUUUUUGCCUGGCGAUAAGAAAGCCGGGGCGACUCAAUCGGUGUUUGCGAAGAAUGAUCGGCUGGUGCAGCUGCUAAUUAAGGGUAUAUUGUACGAAUCGUGUGUUAAUUACUGUCAGGUUAAGGCAACUGGUGCAGCGGAUGCCGCUGCACAUAAAAUCAAUUUUUCGAGGGUGCUGGAUGGAUCGAUAGGAUUCACCGACUCCGACCUAUCGUUACUCAGUUGGUUGCAAAGCAUUCCGGCGGAAACAUUCUCGGUUCCAUUCGAGCAGAAGACGCUCAACGUGGACGUGGAAAGACUGGAAAAACCUUCACUCGAAACCUCAUGGACUGAACAUAUGCUCAUCACUCCGAUCAAACCGAAAACGUUCCCCCAUUCUGUGAUGCCAUUUACGCGGCCCCGCAGUGCAGCGGACAUCAUGACCCGGUCGCUGCUGCCCUCGCUGGACGCCGUAUCAACCUGUCUCAAUCCCAAAGCACCAAACGAAUCGUUUCCCAUGUCCCGUUCGAGUUUUGCCAGUUUCCACUUGACCGGGAUUAAGCCAACGAGCGGCAAAAUGAUGACCUCCAGUGUAGAUCGGCUGUUCGAGAAUGGCGAUGGCGGAGACGUCUAUCGGAGCAGCAACUUCAGCGAAUAUCAGGGACUUCCAUCAAUAGAAGAAAUCGCUUCUGUGCAAUCGAAAUCUCCCGAACUGCAAGCCGUCGCUGGUGCAAUCGUGAAAACCAACGACAUUCACCAGAACAGUGCCGAGCGCGAUAGUCCCAAUACGAGCAACUCCACGGCGAAAAGCUCCCGCCGAGAUUCGCUAACGGAUAAGAUCGCCACCACCAAUCAACCAGUGCCAACGGGCCUUCCGCAUCACAGCCAACCUCCACCGCCACCACCCUCGAUUGGUCCCCCGGGACAGUUGUCCUCCUCGUCCGGAAUCCAUUCCGGGAUCAGUGCUAAUAGUGCCGGCAGCAGCAAUCACCAAGGGCCUCCACCACAUCCUCAGGUAGCACCACCACCGCCACCCAUCGGUGCAAUAUACGAUCACCCUAAAAACAACGAAAUCCUAGCCAACGGAGGUGGGGGCGAGCUGUACGAAAAGUUCAAACAGCAGAAGCAAAACAAGGAAAGUGAUUAUAUCAUGAACGGAAAUCCGACCAUCAUGCCCCCAUCAUCGCACCCCCCAAGUAGCAGCGGCCAUAGUCAGCAGAACGGAGGCGCCGCAACGGUUGGCAGCAGCAAUGGUCCUUCACGAUUAUCGCAUGUAACCGAUGAGAGCAACGGAAAGGAUUUUGAGCAGUCAGACCACAACCGGCCCAAGUUUGUUGCGGUGACGUCUUUGGAAGAUGUUCAAGCGGUGCGAUGUGCGGAGUUCCACCCCAACGGACGCAUCUACGCCGUUGGAUCCAACUCGAAAACCUUCCGAAUUUGCGAAUACCCCCCGCUUUCAGAAAUCAGUAAAAGAUGCGAAAGUGGUGCAAGUUGGGAGGACCACACCACCUACCAGCCAACGGUACUGUUCAAACGAACGAAACACCACAAGGGAUCGAUCUACUGCAUGGCUUGGUCCCCGGUGGGUGACCUGAUAGCGACCGGUUCCAACGACAAAACCGUAAAACUGAUGCGCUUCAACGAAAACCAAAAACAGCUGGAAGGCCAAGAGAUCGAACUCACGAUGCAUGACGGAACGGUUCGGGAUCUGUGCUUCCUGGAGGACACCUCCAACAAGUCCAGCCUGCUGAUCAGUGGCGGUGCAGGCGAUUGCAAAAUCUAUGUUACCGAUUGCGAAACCUCUACUCCGUUUCAAGCUCUGAGCGGACACGGGGGACAUGUGCUGUCGCUGUACAACUGGGGCAGUGUGAUGUUCGUCUCCGGAUCGAUGGAUAAAACCGUCCGGUUCUGGGAUUUGCGGACGCGUGGUUGCGUCAAUAUGGUUACCCCUGCUACGUCACCCGGUUCACGGCAAGGUUCCCCAGUGGCCGCGGUUUGUGUCGAUCCCUCGGGCCGUCUUUUGGUUUCAGGUCAUGAAGACAGUUCAUGUGUGCUGUACGAUAUCCGGGGUAACCGACCGAUUCAGUGCUUCAAGCCACAUGCGUCCGAUGUCAGAUCAAUUCGUUUCUCCCCAUCGGCGUACUACCUGCUGACGGCCGGUUACGACAACAAGCUGGUGCUGACCGACCUGCAAGGUGACCUGACGAUGCCGCUCCCAUCUGUGGUGGUUGCCCAGCACUCGGACAAGGUGAUAUCGGGACGUUGGCACCCGGUGGAUUUCUCAUUCCUGUCGACGUCCGCCGACAAGACGGCAACGCUGUGGGCUCUACCACCGAUCUAAAGAAACUGGUGAGGAGCAGUGUCAGGAGCAGGUGCGAUGCAAUUUGUGAAAUAAAUGGAAGAAUUAAUGCUAUUAGGUUUGCGUAUCGCACUUUUGUGGAGAGGAAGUUGGAGAAGUUUGUGGAAAUUGUUAAUCGUUGAUCGAUUUGCAAAAGUGUGUAUGAUAAACAUAGUCUAUUGGACAAACAAAAUUAUUUCUUAAUAUUUAAGUUGACGCAUGAGAAGAAACGUGUAUGUGCAAGUAUAAAUUUAUCCAAACAAAGUGAGGGUAAUGCAACUGCAAUAUAAAAUCGGCAAAAUCUCAAACAAAAUUAGCAGAACAGUAUGGACAACAGAAGCGGGAGUGGUUUAUGUUUGGAUUUCCACGAGCAUCGUAACAAACAGAAACAACUCGUUUCGGUUUAGCAAGCUGAGGCAGUCUUGUAAACGGUGGAAAAAAUAAGCGAUAAACGACUGUAACAGAAUCACCAUGUAUUGUAAUAGUCAUUAACUGAGUUACGUAUUAACGCCUGUAAGUUACACUUAUUAGAGUAAAUACUAAAUAAAGAACAUUAGUUUGAAACAAGUGACGGGGAUGGUGAAUAGGAACAUGACCGUUAAUUAUGUCAAGCAUAAAUGCUAAUGCUGAACUCUGUCCCCCUCUUCAGAAACGCAUCGUCAAGAAAUUCGUGUAGCACUGCUUAUUUAAAUCCAUUUCAUUAUGUUAAACUGUUGCAGGCUGAUUGACUCGAUCUCACCAACAUUAUUAUGGUUCGCAAUGCUGGGUAUAUCAUCUAUCUACAAUACCAUUUUUCCAUAAAGGCUUCCAAAAUCAUUAUCAUAUGUCUUUGAGAGCAAAAUAUAAAGCUUUCAACUGUUUCUAAGAUGGACCAAAUUGAUUCCAUCCAUGUUGAAAUAAUACGUGUGUUGAAAGCUUAUGUUGAAGUUUUGAAAUGGUUUUCAAAGUAAACACAAAUCUUUAACAUAUUUGUAUGGUUUUAUAUUUUUUCGUUUAUGUUUGGUUUACAAUAUAUUAUUCAAUUGUUCAAAAUUGUACCAGCAAUCACAUUUCGUGCUAAUUUAAAAUUAGGAGGAUUGACAAAGCUUAAUCUAUUCUCAAUACAAAUUUUUAAAAAACGUAUUGUUAUCAUAAAUUUUGGUGCAAAAAUGGCUUAAGCAACCACUUUUCGAUACAGUCCUUAAGGUGAUUAUAGAACGAAGCCACACUUCAAAUUUUCAAGAGCACAAGACUUGAGAACCAAACAGCGCUCCGCGUUGAAAAUUUAUCCCAUUGGUCAGCACCAGCAAGCAAGCAAUUUGAUUGAUUUUUUACGCGAACUGUUGUCAGAUUCUCCAGUCUUGUGCACUUGAAAAUUCAAAGUUUGGCUUCGUUUCAUAAUCACCUUAAGUUGAAAUCUCAGCAGCAUUACUUAUAGGACUUAAAGUUUUUCUUAAAAUAAAUUGAUAGAGUUUAAUUAAUUUACUCAUUACGCGGGGUAAAGAUGGAUAAAUUAUUAGUGAAAUUAUGAAAAAAUCUCCGUGCUCAAGUGGGAUUCAAAUCCACGACACUUGUAUGGUAGACGAAUUCUUUAUACUUACCAAAAUUACCUAAUAAAUCUGAAGGUUACAAGAUUCGAAUUCGAAUUCGAACAGUUCACGCAACCCUUAAUAAGCAAUCGAUGUAAAUAUAAGAAAUAAAGAAAAAACCACUCCACUCUUCUAACCCAUCAUUAGGGUUGUACAUUUUUACUCAUCUUCUUUACGAAUUCCCCAACCGUAUUGGGACGUACAUCCGUCAGUUUUGACCAUCUCUCGAAGGCCACUUCUUUCAUCCUUUUCGGGAUAGAACCAUGAUAGAACCUUGUGAUGUACAUGUACCAGUCCAAGGCAUCACGACUGGUGGGUUCUCCCUCUAUUGCCCCUCCUAGUUCCGACACGCUAUCCAGAUCGUCGAGAUCUCCACCUCCUUCUUCUACAUCUGAGGGCUCCGGAGUUCCUGAUCGGGAUCUAUCCUCCUCCUCUUCUCGCGGCUUAGGCUGAUUCUCCUCCUCAUCUUUAAAUUCCUGAAGACGCUUCCGCAUCUCAUCCAUAUAAUGACGCGCUUCAUCUUCGACCUUUUUAACUGCAUCUACCUCAGAAGCUCUAUAAAACUGCAUCUGGAGGGAUCCAGUGCAUGAAUGUGCGUAGAUAAACAGGAUGGCGUUAUCAAUAAUAGCUUGUAAUCCAGAAGGUUGAAAAUAUAUCGCGUUCACGGAUCUUGCCAUAGGAACUGCACAGCCUAUCAUAUGCGUAAACAUAUGAAGACCGCAGUUCAAGGCCGCCGAAUACGGGCUCUUAUCUACAAUCCCGAGCCCCGAAAGAUACGGACUGUAAGAGUAGGGCAGACAAAUUUCUUGCCCUGGAAUUGUCAUUCUGUUCAUGUCCGACCGCAGCACAGGAGUCAUCAGCCACCUUGAGAAGACUCUGGUUGUGUGAUGCAUCAGCUCACAACCUGCAGUGAUCGCCGAUAGACCCGUGCAAUCCUUAUGGGCCAUGAUAAGAGUUCCGAAACGCAAUUUGGCCCGUUUGUGUUGAGGGAAUACGGCAAAAAACAUGUCGAUGCCGCAAACGAGUUUCACAAAUUCCGGAUCAGCGUAUAACUGGGCAAAAUUCGUUAUUGCCACCUCGACUCCGUCGGAGAAGUCUGGGUUGAUCAGCUGGGAUUUGAGGGCAGUUUGAAGACGGUCGAUGUAUGUUUGGUUCGAAGCCAUGUGAAUUCUGAACCCGCCGAGGAUCAGAAGGGCUAGAUCGUGUUGCAUGUCCUCUGAAACUUCUCCUUGGCUCGACCUGAUAUUUGUAUUGAUCUCUGUAAUCCUUACCGUGAAUACAUCUAGUGGGUUAAUCGUGGAAUCCUUAUACCCAAUCAAGACACCGAGCGAGACCCAGUCAAAGCGUAAGACACCAGUAAUUUGUCGACACAACAGUUGUAAAAAGGUUAAGGCAGAGAUGAUGGAAACGGAUUCUCGACGGUACAAGUUCGUAAUUAAGUGGUAGUAAUCAUUCAAAGUUGCGCCGGCACGAGGCCCCGGCAGAGUGAUUGGCGGCUUGUUCCACCUGUUGUUAACGAACCACUGAAGUGGGUACGUGGGUGGAAUCCCCUUUUCGAGACGCAUUUCCCGUAUCGGAUUGGAUCCGAUUCCCCGGACGACAACAUCCUCAUUGUUUUCUCCUGCAGCGUCAAUGGAUUGAGCUUCCGUUAAUCCACCAGUGACGAGAUAUUUGAUUUGGUCAUUCAUCGAUUCAACGAAGCUCCGAGCGAGCUCCAGCUUCGGCAGCACACGAGCAUAGUUAGUCGUACUGUUAGACUCCAUCGUUCUUCGUUUGAAUAUACUCAACGUUUUGAAAUAAUCAAAGCUAAGUAAGACAAGAUUCCUGUUCCUGUUCCCUUCUGAAAAGCCAUAUCCAUCCAUUUCAUGUAUACACACGCGCAGAGCGAGUGCGAUUUAUUUAGUGUUGAAACUGUUUGCUUAUCAUAAGGCGUAAACUGUUGGGAUUUGAAUUCGAUACUUGUAACAUUCUGAGUUUUUGGGUCUCCAUGUGGCUCGGUAGCUUAGUUAGUGAAGCACUCGUCUAGCAUACAAGAGUCAUGGGUUCAAAUCCAGCUGAGCACGUUUUUCAUAAUUUCACUUAUAAUUUAUCUAUCUUUACCACGCGUAAUGAGCUAAUCAAUUUGAAAACCAUGCGUACUGGAUUGCCGAAUAGCUCAAUGUGUCACUUAAUUUAUUGAGUUUAUCCAAUGUUCAUAAUGUAAAAGCCUAGUAUAAUUAUAAAUCAAUACUUCAACCAAAAAAAGCUUCUCACAUUUGAGCGAAUUGUAUUUGAACUAGCAUCGUAGAAUCGUCCUGCAACAGUGUUACAUGAUACAUUUAUAGUUAUUUAUAAAAUUAUAUUCAACAGAAUAAGUCCCAUAAGUUUCAAAUCAUAAGUGAUAUUCGAAUUAAACUUCCAUAGGAAAGUCUCUCUGUCUUUUCUGGUGCCGACCUCUUAUAACCAAUCUCAUUUUAAAAUCAGCCGAAAUGAUGCAAAAUCUCAAAAUUAUUGUAUUUGCGCUGCAGAAGAAAUUUAUUUAUGUCGCUUCGUGAAGUAUCUACAUUGUAUUGUCAAACACUCUUCUAUGACAAUGGUUUCUAACCACCUGCUCACUGGGAGGACGUUUGUUUCCAUUAGUAAUAAUUAAAGACCGCUAGAUGAUGCAUGCAGAACACAAGAAAAAAAUGUAAUUUAUUACUACUUACGCUAAUCAUCAUCACUAGCUAGCUUUUAGCGAUAGAAAUUGUGUAAAAAGGCAUUCGUCAUAACCUAGGCAUAUUUAAACAUGAACAAUGAAUUCUGACGAUUAUUAUCAUUUAGCUGUUGAUUUUGUUAAUAUAAUAUUAAUAACUGCUCUAACAUGUAAGACCAACCAAAUUAAUACAUUAAAACGGCGUACACUCACUCGGUUUUUACAACUGAUAACCCGCGUAAAAUGACAUUUUUUGUAACAUAUGACACACAACCACAUGAGAAAAAAAACUUAAACACAUUUCGUUUAACCGGUUCGCUUUCGGAGGAAUGAUUCCAAAAUUCUACCAAUAAGAAAGUAAAUGGAAAGCGCUGACAUGUUAUGAUUGUAAUAUAAAUAAACGAAAAAUUGUAAACUA